CGCGUCCAGGCCCUGCGCGAGGUGCAAACCGGCGAAUGCAAAGGAAAUUGAAAAAGCCGUGCAGGAGGUGGGCAUGGUGCCGUAUCGUUGUACUGCAGUCGAGUUAGAAGCCGUGUGGCGCUGGACUAGCACUUUGUUCUAGAGAGUUCGCGAAGACGCUGGCGGGUGAGUGAGAGCGGGCAGUACAGAGUGCAAAUAUUGUUACCAUGGAUAGACCGAUUAUGUGGUGUUUUUUCCUCUGGCUCCUAGGAGCUCUAAUUCCUUUUCAAGCAGAUUCAGUGGCUGUGAUGUCCGUAGACCUGGGAAGUGAGUGGAUGAAAAUAGCAAUAGUAAAACCAGGAGUGCCAAUGGAGAUCGUCCUAAACAAAGAGUCAAGGAGGAAAACUCCAGUAGCCGUGUGUCUGAAAGAGAAUGAGCGACUGUUUGAAGAUGGGGCAAUGGGCAUGUCGGUGAAAAACCCCAAAGUUGUGUUCCGGUAUUUCCAGGAUCUCCUGGGGAAAGAGCUGGGCAACCCUCUAGUUGAGCUGUAUCAGAAACGUUUUCCUGAGCACCAGCUAGUAAAAGAUGAGAGCAGAGGAACGUCACUGUUCAAGAUUUCAGAUGAGCUCCGGUAUUCCCCUGAAGAGAUCUUGGGAAUGAUUUUGAAUUACUCAAGAAAUCUUGCUCAAGACUUUGCAGAGCAGCCUAUUAAAGAUGCAGUGAUUACUGUCCCGGCCUUCUUCAAUCAGGCAGAGAGGAGGGCAGUCUUACAGGCAGCUCAAAUGGCCAAUCUGAAAGUCCUCCAGCUCAUCAAUGAUAACACUGCCGUGGCACUAAAUUAUGGUGUCUUCAGGAGAAAAGACAUCAAUAGCACCGCACAGAAUGUCAUGUUUUAUGACAUGGGCUCUGGAAGCACUGUGGCCACAAUUGUGACCUACCAGACUGUGAAGACAAAGGAAUCUGGAACCCAGCCGCAGCUGCAGAUACGAGGAGUUGGUUUUGACCGCACAUUAGGUGGCUUGGAGAUGGAGCUGCGCCUACGUGACCACCUGGCGGAGCUUUUUAACAAGCAGCAGAAGACAAGCAAAGACGUACGCGAAAACCCUCGUGCGAUGGCAAAGCUGCUAAAAGAGGCUGGACGUGUCAAAACAGUUCUGAGUGCUAAUGUGGACCACAUGGCUCAGGUGGAGGGUCUCUUGGAAGACUUGGACUUUAAAGCCAGAGUAACAAGAUUAGAAUUUGAAGCCCUGUGUAGCGAUUUGUUUGAGAGGGUUCCUGGUCCUAUACAGCAGGCACUUGAUGUGGCCGAGAUGACCAUGGAUGAAAUCGAACAGGUCAUCCUUGUAGGAGGAGCUACCCGUGUCCCCAAAGUCCAGGAGGUCCUCCAGAAGGCCAUUGGCAGGGAAGAGCUUGGUAAGAACAUCAAUGCAGAUGAGGCAGCAGGUAUGGGGGCAGUCUACCAGGCAGCAGCACUGAGCAAAGCUUUCAAAGUGAAGCCCUUCCUGGUCCGAGAUGCUGCCAUCUACCCUAUUCAGGUGGAGUUUUCUCGGGCAGUGGAGGAAGAGGAAGAAGGAGUGAAAAGCAUUAAACAUAACAAGCGCAUCCUAUUCCAAAGAAUGUCUCCCUACCCCCAGCGCAAAGUUAUUACCUUUAAUCGUUACACAGAUGAUUUUGAGUUUUAUGUUAAUUAUGGUGAUGUCAGUUUUCUCAGUGAGCACGAUGCCAGGGUGUUUGGAUCCCUGAACCUUACCACAGUAAAGCUGACAGGAGUGGGCAGCAGUUUCAAGAAGCACUCUGAUGCUGAAUCCAAGGGAAUUAAAGCUCAUUUCAACAUGGAUGAGAGUGGUGUCCUCUACUUGGAUAGAGUUGAGUCUGUGUUUGAAGCUGUAGUGGAAGAGAAAGAAGAGGAGUCUACAUUAACAAAGCUUGGGAAUACUAUUUCCAGUCUGUUUGGAGGUGGGAGAUCAGAACCCAAGGAAAAUGAAACUGAAACAGCCCAGGAGGAAGAAGAAAGUCCACCAGAAGCAAAAAAGGAAGAUGAUGAUGAUGAUGGAGCCAAGAAAGCCAGUGAUGAUUCCCAGGAUGCUCAGGAGGAUGAGGCCAAGAGUGAUGGGGAGAAAGCAGAGGCCAAGGAAGGUGAAAAUGGUGAGCAACAGGAAGACAAGGAUCAGGCCAAUGAAGAGUCGAAACCAAAAGAGGAAUCAAAAGAAGAAACUGCAGAGAAAGAGGAAAGCAAGACAGAUGGCAAGGAAACAAGCAUCAAGAACAAGCUGCCAAAAAAAUCUAAAAUCUCUGAAGAGAUUGGAGUGGAGCUGACGGUCAAUGACUUGCUAGACCCAACUGUGGAGCAAAUUGAACUUUCUAAAAAAAAGCUGCAGGACCUGACUGACCGAGACUUGGAGAAGCAUGAGCAUGAGAAAAUGCUGAACAGUCUGGAAGCCUUCAUCUUUGAGACGCAGGAUAAACUAUAUCAAGAAGAGUACCAGAACGUAAUCACAGAAGAUGAAAAAGAUCAAAUUUCUGGAAAGCUGAGUGAGGCAUCCAGCUGGUUGGAUGAGGAAGGAUAUUCAGCCGCUACUAAGGAUCUGAAGGAGAAGCUGUCUGAGCUGAAGAAACUCUGCAAGGCUAUGUUUUUCAAGGUGGAGGAGCGACGGAAGUGGCCUGAUCGCCUUGCAGCACUGGACAGCAUGCUCAACCACUCCACAUUCUUUCUCAAGAGUGCCAGGAUGAUACCUGAGGAUGAACAGAUUUUCACUGAAGUAGAGCUCAACACUCUGGAGAAAGUGCUCAAUGAAACAACAGCAUGGAAAAAUGACACUGUUGCUGACCAGGAGAAGUUGUCGCCAACUGAGAAACCAGUCCUAUUGUCCAAAGAUAUCGAAGCCAAGCUGGGGCUCCUGGACAGAGAGGUCAAGUACUUGCUGAAUAAAGCCAAGUUUGCCAAGCCUAAACCAAAACCCAAAGAGAAGAGCAGCAACACCACUGCUGACCAAGAGAAGGUCAUUCCGUCCAAAGAGGAGCAGGUGGGAGAAGGCACACAAUCUCCAGAAGAAGCAAAGCCAGCAGAAGAACCUCCCACGGAAGGAGAGUCUGCUGAUAAGAAGAAUGAGGAAAAUGACAGCUCCCCAGAGGCCACAACAUCCAAGGAGCCAGAUGGCAAAUCUAACACGGAAGCACCGGAGUCCCCCAAAAUAGAUAGCCACUUGGAAGAUGAGCUCUAACCUUUGGAACAGUGGAGCCAAUUUGCUGUAUUUAUUGACAUUACUUUUUUGUAAUGUGCUGCUUUUUCUGUAAUUUAAGCCAGAAUGCGUCUGUGGUAUAGUCUGGAGAUAUGGAGAUGUAAAUUUCACAUUGUAGUGUGUGUGUGGGAGUGUGUGCGAGUGUGUGUGGCUGUCCAGUCCUUUUUAUUUUUUUUGUAUGGUUUUGUUUUAAGCGCCAACCAACACCCCUAAAUGCACUUGACAACUAGACCUUCAUAUGUGGGACCCGCUUGAUACUUUGCCAUCCUAAAAUAUUGCGUUCCUUUUGUGUUUUUAGAGUGUGUGUGUGUGUGUGUGUGUGUGUGUUCUAAGGUGCUCUCCUGAAAACUAAUUCUGUUCAUCUCCCUAUAAAAAAAAAAAAAAAACAA
Molecule: messenger RNA, 3607 nt
Organism: Erpetoichthys calabaricus (reedfish)
Lineage: Eukaryota; Metazoa; Chordata; Cladistia; Polypteriformes; Polypteridae
Gene: hyou1
Product: hypoxia up-regulated 1
Exons: 25
Coding region: 207-3200 (997 amino acids)
Biological process (GO): cellular response to hypoxia; negative regulation of hypoxia-induced intrinsic apoptotic signaling pathway; endoplasmic reticulum unfolded protein response
Cellular component (GO): endoplasmic reticulum chaperone complex
Molecular function (GO): ATP binding; ATP-dependent protein folding chaperone
Source: RefSeq, a predicted model, not a curated record